AUGGGCAAGGCCAAGUACAUCAUGCUCGACUGCGACAACACGCUCGUCCAGUCAGAGCGUGUUGCCUUUGCGGCCUGCGCCGAGCUCACCAACGAGGUGAUGAAGAAGCACAACAUCGACGCCACAUACACGGCCGACUCGCUCCUCGAGGACUUUGUAGGCCACAACUUCCGCGGUAUGCUCAAGGGCCUGCAGAAGAAGCACAAAUUCACCAUGCCUGAGGAGGAGCUUGAGGACUUUGUCCAGCAGGAGCUGGGUGCCGUCACCCGCAAGCUCAGCCAGGAGGCCGUCGAGUGCCCUGGUGUCACCGUCGAGCUGAACAAGCUCAAGGAGCAGGGCUACCCCAUGUCUGUUGUCAGCACCUCGGCCAAGAGCCGUGUGGUUGCCUCGAUUGAGAAGGCUGGCAUUGCCCACUUCUUCCCUCCCGAGCACGUCUACUCUGCCGCCACCUCCCUGAACCCACCCAGCUCCAAGCCUGACCCGGCCAUCUACCUUUACGCUGCUGAGCAGCUGGGUGUCAAGCCCCAUGAGGCUGUCACGGUUGAGGACUCCAAGAGCGGUGCCACUGCUGCCAUGCGCGCGGGCAUUCCCUGCAUCGGCUACGUUGGUAUCUACGGUAUCGAGGAGGGCAAGGAGAAGAUGGAGCAGAUGGCCAAGCUCCUUACCGAAGAGACCAAGUGUGCUGCCAUCAUGUACGACUGGAAGGAGUUCCAGGACUGCCUGAAGAAGGUCGAGGCCAAGAUGUAA
This is a messenger RNA of Plenodomus lingam JN3, 747 nucleotides long. RefSeq lists its product as uncharacterized. Gene Ontology annotation, molecular function: hydrolase activity. The record is from RefSeq and is a predicted model, not a curated record. Lineage: Eukaryota; Fungi; Ascomycota; Dothideomycetes; Pleosporales; Leptosphaeriaceae.